AUGUCUUCCCAACGGCCAGAAAACAGUAGCCGAGCCAACGAGACGAGUCACUAUAACGCCGCCAACCAGACUGGAGAGCAAGUCCCAACCCCGAUGGAUGGUAUCAGUCUGAUGAACUAUCCCUUUACAUUUGAGCAAAAUGUCGAUGAUGCCGUUACCGCCUCACUUCGCAUAGAAGCCGAUCCUCAUCCCUCGCAAUCUAAUAGUCCGGAUACACACUCAAUAACAAGCAGCAUAUCAAGAUAUCGGGUAGAAAAUGGAAGGACUUUUCACGCCUACAAGGACGGAUCAUAUGUUUUUCCCAACGACCAAGAGGAGCUUGAUCGUCAAGAGUUCCAAUACGUUGUCAUCAAACACCUUAUGAACGGAAAACUGUUUUUUGCGCCUUGGACAGACGAAAACCCUCCUCGAAAUGUCUUGGAUAUUGCCACUGGUGCCGGACAUUGGGCAAUUGAGAUGGGAGACAAGUUUCCAUCAGCCAAAAUCACAGGAACGGACCUGUCGCCGGUUCAGCCGCGAGACGUUCCAGCGAAUGUACGAUUUUUUGUAGAAGAUAGCCGGGACCCGUGGAACUGGUACGGCGAAAAUGAUCAACUCGAUUACAUCCACACCCGUUUUACGCUGGGCUGUUGGGAGAACCUCAAGGACGACAUCCUCCAAAAGUCAUUCGAUCAGCUCGCGCCCGGCGGAUACUUCGAAGCGCAAGAACUUCUCAGCAGUAUACUCUGUGAUGACGGCACCAUGCAACCAGAUUACGAGUUAAAAGUGCACAUUGACGAUCUCGAGGACGCCACAGCUACUAUAGGCCGGCCGCUUCGUACAGCCAACCAAUGGAAACAGGCCAUGAGAGACGUGGGUUUCGUUGAUGUGCAAGAGGUCGCAUACAAGAUGCCCAUCAACGGCUGGGCCAAGAACCUCAAAUAUAAGCAGCUGGGAAAGAUGUGGGAGCAUAACUGGCUGGACUGUAUACAUGCUCUUUCCGUCGGACCGUUGCACCGAGUCAGAGGCUUGAACGACAAACAGAUUCAGAUGAUGCUUGUGCCUGUAAGGCAGGCCAUUUCCGACCACACCGUCCAUGCAUAUAACAAGUUUUUCGUCGUCUGGGGCAGGAAACCGUUUCCGAAUGAGCAAGUCCAGCCUCCCAACUCAGAGACUUCAGCCUCUGCGGGCUCGGGCGACACGGAAAUGGGUGGUCUUGCAUAG
Pestalotiopsis fici W106-1 is the source of this 1203-nucleotide messenger RNA. RefSeq lists its product as uncharacterized. Gene Ontology annotation, molecular function: methyltransferase activity. The transcript has 6 exons. The record is from RefSeq and is a predicted model, not a curated record. Bases 1 to 1203 code for a protein of 400 amino acids. NCBI's taxonomy places the organism in Eukaryota, Fungi, Ascomycota, Sordariomycetes, Amphisphaeriales, Sporocadaceae.